Molecule: messenger RNA, 2056 nt
Organism: Mauremys reevesii (Reeves's turtle)
Lineage: Eukaryota; Metazoa; Chordata; Testudines; Geoemydidae
Gene: R3HDML
Product: R3H domain containing like
Exons: 8
Coding region: 548-1309 (253 amino acids)
Source: RefSeq, a predicted model, not a curated record
GGGUCCAUCUAGCGGCCGUCGAGGGCCAGCGCCGGCCCGCGGGAGCUCAAGGCGCUUCUUACCGAGCCCCUUGUUUGUGAAAGGCGGAGUCGCGUAUUUAUCUCGGGAGACUGGGCAGCUUCGCCAGGCGGUGCCGAUCGGGUCUGGAGUUACAGACACCGCAGAGGUGAAAUGUUCACUCCCCAGCGGUCUGGGAGCACACAACCAGACCCUCAUUGGUCUCUGCCAGCUGGCUCUGAGCAGCAGAAACGUCAGCCAGGAGACAUCAUUCCUGUCCGAAUGGAAGACAUCCGCUGAUUACUGAAAUCUCUACUUUCCUGUCACUGGGGCUUCUCAUGAAGGUCUGAAAUCAGCAGAACUAGGAGCAAUGGUGUGGAAGUGACAAAGGGGAGCCUGAGAUGUGAGAGUGAAAAGGAAACAUGUCAGAGACAUAGAUACACAAUCAGAAGGAAGAAGAUUUGCCUUAUUUUUUCAUUUCUUUUUGUUUUGUUUCAUUUGAAAGUAGACAGUUGCAAAGAAAAUAAAAUAAACAAAACAACCACCUAAAAUGACUUUACUGCACAUGCACCUGCAUUUCACUGGCUUGGUCUUCUGGAUGAUACCGAAAUCAAGCUCUUUUGUGCUGCCCAAUGCCACCGAGCUUCUGUACCCCUCCAGCAACAUGAAGGCUGGCUUGGUGUCCGGCCUUGGGGUGCCAAGGAGUCGCCAAAAGCGAUACAUCUCUCCGCGGGACAUGAGUGUUCUUUUGGACUACCACAACCAAGUGCGGGCACAGGUAUCUCCACCAGCGGCCAACAUGGAGUAUAUGGUGUGGGAUGAGAGACUGGCCAAGUCUGCUGAAGCCUGGGCUGUACAGUGCAUAUGGGACCAUGGGCCGCCCCAGCUGAUGAGAUACAUUGGUCAGAACCUCUCCAUUCACUCUGGCAGGUACCGGUCAGUCGUGGAUCUUGUGAAAUCUUGGUAUUAUGAGAAACAGCAUUACUCCUUCCCCUACCCUCGUGACUGCAACCCCAGCUGCCCCUCCAAAUGCAGUGGUUCUGUCUGCAGCCAUUACACCCAGAUGGUGUGGGCCUCCUCCAACAGAAUUGGCUGUGCCAUCAACACCUGCACCAAUAUGAAUGUGUGGGGCAGCACCUGGCGGCAGGCGGUGUACUUAGUGUGCAACUAUGCCAUCAAGGGCAACUGGAUAGGAGAAGCUCCUUACAAGGUGGGGAGACCGUGCUCGGCCUGCCCACCCAGUUACGGUGGUGUCUGCAGCAACAACAUGUGCUUCACGGGACUCAAAUCCAACAAAGUGAGCUGGUUCUGAGCCACCGAGAGCGCUUCCCGGCGGCUGGAGAAGUGGAGCGGCGGCUGGCGACAGGAGAGCGUGGGAAAUGCCAUGUACAAUGUUGUGUAAACUAGGAGAAUUAUUUAUAACAGUGACAUUCCAGGCUGCUUCCCCCUACCCCACCCCAGCUGCAUUUAGGAAGCGUUAGUCAGUAACUGCUCUAAAGAGCUGGCAGGAUCUUUCCCUAUGGUUAUUCUGUUCUCUCCCGGCUGUAGCUCCCUCCCCUAGCGCUGUGGAGGGAAUGGCUGUGCUGUCACUUUGUCUCUGUGUUACACAGCUCCCGGGGGAGCGCAUGGGCUGGGGUUCCUCUGGGGGCAGUAGGUGCGGUUAGGUUCCCAGGGUAGCAGAGUGUCCAGGGAGCAGUCGUGGUGGGAUGUCUGUCCUCUUCCCAGCUCUGUGGUGCCCCCUCCCCUCAGCUCACAUGUAAGGCAGAUGAUCCUUGUCAAUAAUGCUCCUCUGAGCAUCCCCCAUAACUGAUGGUCCAGGGAGGAGCUGGCAGGGCUGAGCAAGCAGUGGGGAGGACACUGCGCACCCACGGCCUCCCUUGUCAGUGGCUCCACAUUCAUCCUCCCCCAACGUAACAAUAAGCCUCUUUGUCAGAACUUUACAAUAAAAGUCUUGGGAUCAAAGUGUUUGUGCCUGUCUCUGCUGCUGGCCCAUCCCUGGGGAACGCGCCCUUGCAACACAGAGCAACCCCUCGGCUUCGGCUUCCUCUUUGGAGCAAGA